AGUGUAGGGAAUAUACCUAAAGAGUCGUUUAUGGAGUAAACACACUCUCUCUCUCUAGGGCUUGUUCGCCAUUGUCGAUAAAUUCACAAAUCAUUUCAAUCCUCAAUCUCCUCAUUCAAUUCUCACUACAUCUACUGCUGUACUCCUCAUUCAACUCUCCAAUUCACUAAAUUCUCAUACAUAAUUAGGGCUAAAUCUGACGUCAAUCAAACAAGAAGAUCCGCACUCCAAACGUACGAUUCGUCACCUAAUUCAUGAGGAUUUAGUUUAGAAAUGGGUGAUUCGGGGGUCGAUGCCAUACUUGAGUUUCUCAAAAGGAAUAAGUUUGAUAGGGCUGAAGCAGCGUUGAGAAACGAGAUUGGUAAGCGGCCUGAUUUGAACGGUUUUAUGCGAGAUCUUAAGCUAAACGAUAAAGAUUCGGGAAGCGAGUUGUUAGAAAAGGUGAAUGCGGUUGGCAACCGAGGACGGGUUUCUUUAACGAGUGAUGAAGUUUCGAAGGAAAAACAUGUAGUGAAGGAAAUAGAUCGUGGGACCGGAAGGAAUGGGUCGGAUUCAAAAUGGGAAGUUGGUUCGUUUGAUGGAGAGCGUAACAAUGAGCCGAUUGGAGCGAAAGAUAAAAAGUUCAUGAUUUCUAACGGUUCCGAAGACAAUCUGCUUGAUUUGUAUACGUGGAGAUAUGAUCCGGGAAACGGGUCUGCUGAUCCUAGCGAUAACGAUGAUAAUAUCAAAAUAGAAAAUGUGAAAGAAUAUCAAAUUUCUUCUCAGUCAAAGAUUCAUCCAUCCGAGGCUUCUGAUACAGAACGCAUCAAUAGGAAAGUGGGAGAAGAAACAAAAGUGUCGUUGCUUGGGCCCGUAACUAAUAGUAAGACGAAUCUGGUUCCGAAUAUCGAACCUAAGGAACUAAAUCUUCAGCGCAAGGGAAACGUGUCAAAAGACGAUUUUGUGGAAAAUCCAUGGUCAAGGAAUUACGAGUUUUGUUCAGUUAAAACGGUGUUCCCGUUUCCUGAAGGAGAGGCUUCAACGAGUUAUAAUAAUAAUAACAAUAACAAUAAUAACCAUAAUACUAACAAUAAUAAUAGCAACAGCAACAACAACAAUACAACUCGUGUUAGUGAGAAAGAAGAUGGAAAGCGAAAAACCGACAAUAUGAUGGCAGCGAUUAAAGAGCAAGAAAAUGAGGUUGGAAGAGCUUUGUACUUUGGUAAACCUCAAGGAAACAAUGAGCCGCAAGCUUUUGGUGGGUCGGAAUUACCUAGACUGCCACCUGUCAAGCUCAAGUCAACUGAGAAACUGUCAAGUUUGACUUGGGAUGAGAAGCAUGAACAUGAUGGGCCUGGACAGAUUCUUAAUGCCGAAGAUGCUUAUCUUAUCGGAUCGUUUCUUGAUGUUCCUAUUGAUCAAGAAAUAAGCACGUCAGGUUUAAAAAGGCCUGUAGGCGGUAGUUGGCGGUCAAUAAGUCAAGGUAUAACCGAAGACACUUCUGAUCUCGUAUCCGGUUUCGCAACUAUCGGCGAUGGUUUAAGUGGAUCUAUGGAUUACCCACAUGAAUAUUGGGAUUCCGAUGAAUACGAUGACGAUGACGACGUAGGAUACAUGAGACAACCCAUCGAAGACGAGACAUGGUUUCUAGCUCAUGAAAUCGAUUACCCAAGUGAUAACGAGAAAGUUACGACUCCCGAUCCACAAGUACGAAAUCCAAACAAAACUGACGAUGAUGAUCAAUCGUUUGCAGAAGAAGAUUCAUACUUAUCGGGUGACCAACAUAAUAUCGCUGUUCAGUAUGAUGGUGAGUUAAUGGAUGAAGAAGAGUUGAGUUUAAUGAGUGCUGAUCCCGCGUGGCAGGGCUUUGUCGCACCGAAAAACGAGCUCUUAACGUUUGGUGAAUCCAAAAUGGUAAACGAGGGGCUUAAUAUGGAUGAUGAUCAACACGGUUCAGUUAGAUCAAUCGGUGUUGGAAUUAGUAGUGAUGUUGCCGUUUUUGGAAGUGAGGGUGACAUUGAGUAUUUUCGUGAUAAUGAUGUCAACGUUCCGCCACACGGGUCCGACGAAAGAAAUCUUGACCGGGUCAAAAGUGAGAAAAAGAAAGCCACCACUCACGAUUCUAAUCAAUCAAAAAAUGUUAAAGAUGGUGGAUUUUCUUUUCCUCCACCUAGAGACGGGCAGUUAAAAAAUGUUAACGAUGGCGGGUCAAAGUCAAAGUCAAAUAACGACAAAAGCAUUAUAGGAGAUGGAACUGAUGAGUUGAUUCCACCGUGGAGGCGAAAAAGUAACGGUUCUUCAACUGGUAAAAGUUCAAGGGAAGAAGAAGACGAGACUGAUGUUGCAGAUUCCGAAACUUCCAUUCCCACAAUGUCGUCGAUUCACGGGCUUGCCGAACGGGCCCAUAAAGAUGAAGAAAAAGUUGCUGAUCCAAUAGAAGAAGACCCAGGGGCAUUAUUGGAAGAUGAGGAAGUGAUUGCCGUUCAAGAGCAAGUGAAACAGAUAAAGGCCCAAGAGGAAGAAUACGAGACCUUUAAUCUUAAAAUCGUGCACAGGAAAAACAGAACUGGUUUUGAGGAGGACAAGAAUUUUCACGUCGUUCUAAAUUCGGUAAUCGCUGGUCGUUAUCAUGUAUCCGAGUAUCUUGGAUCUGCUGCAUUUAGCAAAGCUAUUCAAGCGCAUGAUCUUCAUACCGGCAUGGAUGUGUGUGUGAAAAUUAUUAAAAAUAAUAAAGACUUUUUUGACCAAAGUCUUGAUGAAAUAAAGCUCCUGAAGUUUGUCAACAAGCACGAUCCUGGUGAUAAAUACCAUCUUCUCAGGCUCUAUGAUUAUUUUUAUUACCGAGAACAUUUGUUAAUUGUUUGUGAACUUCUUAAAGCAAACUUAUAUGAAUUCCAAAAGUUCAAUAGAGAAUCUGGUGGGGAGGUGUAUUUCACAAUGCCAAGAUUGCAGUCGAUAACGAUUCAGUGUUUGGAAGCACUUCAGUUUCUGCACGGCCUCGGGCUUAUACAUUGUGAUCUAAAGCCUGAAAACAUUUUGGUGAAAAGUUACAGUAGAUGUGAAGUGAAAGUUAUCGAUCUCGGAUCCAGCUGUUUUGAAACCGACCAUCUUUGCUCUUAUGUGCAAUCAAGGUCUUACCGUGCACCAGAGGUUAUUUUAGGCCUUCCUUACGAUAAAAAAAUUGAUAUAUGGUCACUCGGCUGCAUUUUGGCUGAACUUUGUACCGGAAACGUUCUUUUCCAAAAUGAUUCGCCAGCUACUUUGCUUGCUCGGGUUAUUGGAAUUAUAUCUCCGAUUGACCAAGAUAUGCUUGCCAAGGGACGGGAUACACAUAAAUAUUUUACCAAAAAUCACAUGCUUUAUGAGCGUAACCAGGACACAAACCGAUUGGAAUACCUGAUCCCGAAAAAGACAUCAUUAAGGCACCGGUGCCCAAUGGGCGAUCAAGGGUUCAUCGAUUUUGUCACUCAUCUACUUGAAAUCAACCCAAAGAAACGCCCGUCUGCCGCAGAAGCUCUAAAACACCCCUGGUUAUCAUACCCUUAUGAACCAAUUUCAUCUUGAAAUAUUUGCAUAACUGUGUACCUUAAUACUCGAGUUUUGGGGUAGAGAUGAGUUGCGUUGGAUCUCUAAACGGGUUUUUGUAACCUGUCACGUCAGUCAGCAGAAGCGUAUAGAUGCGUAUGUUUUGGGAUGCUGGCCCAUGUGCACUCCCCCUUUCCCAAGUUGUGUUUAUAACCAAAAAAAAGCUGUGUUUUUAGUGAAUUUGCUGAUUUUGAUAUGUUGUGGUGGAAGUGAAAUGAUCUUCAACCUUGUUGUACAUGACAGUCAUAGUGUGGUGAUUUUAGUAGUAGUUUGUGAAGUAGCCAUUUAAUUAUUUUUU
Helianthus annuus (common sunflower) is the source of this 3862-nucleotide messenger RNA. RefSeq lists its product as uncharacterized. The record is from RefSeq and is a predicted model, not a curated record. Gene Ontology annotation, cellular component: cytoplasm. Bases 274 to 3543 code for a protein of 1089 amino acids. Gene Ontology annotation, molecular function: protein serine/threonine kinase activity; ATP binding; protein tyrosine kinase activity. NCBI's taxonomy places the organism in Eukaryota, Viridiplantae, Streptophyta, Magnoliopsida, Asterales, Asteraceae. Gene Ontology annotation, biological process: peptidyl-serine phosphorylation; peptidyl-threonine phosphorylation. The transcript is spliced from 8 exons.